Messenger RNA from Lactuca virosa, 360 nucleotides. Lineage: Eukaryota; Viridiplantae; Streptophyta; Magnoliopsida; Asterales; Asteraceae. The record is from the annotation of a GenBank genome assembly.
AUGAAAAAGACUGAAGUGGUUGCGGUUUCUGUGGAUCCAAAUUUUUCAGCUUAUCUUCACAAUGAUUUUCUUUCUGUUGUGCCUGGAAAAAAGGAUUCUGGUAUUAUGUUGCAGAGAAAUAAACGCCAAUUCUCAGGCAUGGAUGAAUCUUCUGCUAUAUCAGCUGCCAUCGAAGGCGUACAUGUGGUGAAUGGUUUGGAGUAUAAGAUGUCUUGCAGCUCAUCAAAGCCACGUGCCAAGCCAAUACUGUUGAGUGAAGGGGUUGUUCAGAUGUUAUCUAAAGUUCUUAAUACUUCACACAAGCUUAAUUGGUGCAUCCAUGUGUGUAGGUCAACUUCUCUACUAUCUGAUUCUAGGUGA